UAUACGUAUAUACCUCACAUGUUCCUACACACCUCAUAUUAGAGUCUGCCACAUUGACAGUGUAUACGGCAAAGAAAGGUAUUGUGUUUAAUUUGUUAAUAUUUUUAUUGUUUUGCCAAAAUGGAACUUAAAUUACUGGAGAGAAUGAAAAAACUUGGGUACAAUGGUCAGCUGACAGACCCCAAUAAAUUUAAGGAGGCUGUAAAACAAGGUCCAAAAUCUCCAGAAUUUACAAAGCUUGUAGCAUGGUUAGCAGAUGAGAUUGCAAUACUCAAUGAUAUUGAUGAAACUAUUCAUGCCAUAAUGUCUCCAGAUGAUUCUAGUUCUUUCCUCUUAGAGUUAAGCUGUUUUCUUAAAGAAUUAGGAUGUAUGAAUGAGAGAUUAAUGACUGGUAAUGUUAAUACAAGAUUAGCAACUGAACAAGAUAGGUACAUUUUGUUAGAUUUUUUAGGAGCAGAAUUAAAAACUUGCAGAUUAUUAGAAUUUAGGAAGCAUAAAAGUUCGAAUUCCAUGGCUGUCGUUGUUGAAGAGAGUGACACAGCUAAAGAUCUUAAAGAUAUGUCAAUAGCUUUAAAUUUUGAAAGGCCACCAAAUGAUAUCACUUCUGAGAAACUUUUUACAAGACUGCAAAAUAAAUUGACUGAAGUGUUAAAAACGGCUCCUUCUGAGCUUGUAGGCCAACCAUUAAUUAGUCAUCAAUUCUCAGAAGCAGAUUGGAAUGAUCUUCAACAUUUACAACAAGAGUUACAUGAUGAAUACAGAAUGCGCCGUGAUAUGUUGCUCAAGAGGCUCGAUGUAACAGUACAAUCUUUUCUAUGGUCAGACAAAGUAAAAGCUCAAGAGGCUGAGUUAAAUAGACAAUAUGAAGAAACUAGGAAACUUUUGAAUGCAGAACCAGAUAUUACAUUUGCUGAUUUACUAGCAGCAAGAGAUGAUAUUGCAUUAAUGGAGAAAACAAGCAACGCAAGUGUUAGGAAAAAUACUCAAAGUGAAAUUAAUAGAGUUAUUAUAGGAGAGGUACCAGACAGAGGUGGAAGACCAUAUGAACAAGAACCACCACCUCCCGAAAUGCCACCUUGGCAAAAGGAUAGAGUACCUGGACCUUUAACUUCUGGCGGAGGUCGAGGAGGUGGUAGAGGUGGUGGGCGUGGAGGUGGCAGUUUUCAAAGUUCUAAUUCUUACACCAGUGAUAAUAGAAAUUCAUACAGCAGUAAUACUGGUUAUGUAGACAAUGGAUAUCAGGGUUCCAAUUAUGCUUCUAAUAGUGGUGCAUAUGGUGGACAAGGAGGAGGAUAUGGAGGAAAGCAAGGAGGAGGAUAUGGAGGAGGUCAAGGAGGCAGUUACGGAGGAGGAGGUCAAGGAGGCGGUUACGGAGGAGGAGGUCAAGGAGGUGGUUACGGAGGAGGAGGCCAAGGAGGUAGUUAUGGAGGAGGAGGCCAAGGAGGUGGUUACGGAGGAGGAGGCAGAGGAGGGCAUGGUGGCGGCUAUGGUGGACAAGGAGGUGGUUAUGGAGGCGGUGGAAAUAAUACUUACGGCGGAGAUAACAGAGAUGGAGGAUACAAAUCUGAAUAUAAAGGCGGACAACAGUAUCAAAGAGGAGGUAGUGGUAAAGGAAGAGGAGGUAGAGUUCAGGGAGGCUGGAAUCAGGGUGGCGCCAAUUCUGGAACAGAUAACUAUCAGCGUGGUGGAUAUAAUCGUGGAGGAGGUCGAGGAGGACGACAAUACUAAAAUAUUUUAUGUAAAAUAUUAUUCUUAUGCUUAUAA
Molecule: messenger RNA, 1764 nt
Organism: Bombus impatiens (common eastern bumble bee)
Lineage: Eukaryota; Metazoa; Arthropoda; Insecta; Hymenoptera; Apidae
Product: protein FAM98B
Exons: 8
Coding region: 121-1728 (535 amino acids)
Cellular component (GO): tRNA-splicing ligase complex
Source: RefSeq, a predicted model, not a curated record